This is a messenger RNA of Penicillium coprophilum, 1239 nucleotides long. RefSeq names its product Aminotransferase class IV. Gene Ontology annotation, biological process: L-valine biosynthetic process; L-leucine biosynthetic process. Lineage: Eukaryota; Fungi; Ascomycota; Eurotiomycetes; Eurotiales; Aspergillaceae. Gene Ontology annotation, cellular component: mitochondrion. Bases 1 to 1239 code for a protein of 412 amino acids. Gene Ontology annotation, molecular function: branched-chain-amino-acid:2-oxoglutarate transaminase activity. The record is from RefSeq and is a predicted model, not a curated record. The transcript has a single exon.
AUGGCAAACGUAACUCCUACUCCCAUUGAGGAUGCGGCCGCAUUUCUCUCCCCCUCCGUCCUCCGAAUGGUUACCAACCCGAAGAUUCAAUCCCCUCGAGAAACAUUUGAUGCCACGCGGCUCAAGACAAAUCUUACCUCCUCCCCAAGGCCGGUCCCUCCUCCUGGCUCUCCGGAGCUACUCUCAAACAAAGUAUGCACCGACCACAUGAUCAGCAUUCGCUGGACAUCCGAGCAAGGUUGGACCGAUCCCGAGCUUGUCCCGUAUGGUCCACUAUCUUUGAUGCCAACUGCCAGCGUUAUACACUAUUCUACAGCUUGCUUUGAGGGUAUGAAAGUAUACCGUGGGGCUGACGGAACGCUGCGCUUAUUCCGACCGGGAUAUAACUGCGGACGGAUGCUUGCAUCUGCGCUUCGUAUCUGCCUUCCGGGAUUCGAUCCCCGACAACUUCUUGCGUUGAUCAAGAAGCUGUGUGCAGUUGAUGGUCCGAAAUGGCUACCCAAGGACGGUGUGGGCCAGUCGCUUUAUCUCCGUCCCACUUUCAUCGGAUCGGAUCCAUGUCUGGGAUUCCAGGUUCCCCAAGAGGCGAUGUUAUUCAUCAUCAUUUCAUACUGGCCACCUCCACCCUCCGCCAAGAAGGGACUCGAGCUUCUUUGCAGUGUUGAAGAUAUGGUCCGCGCGUGGCCUGGUAGCGCGGGGUCAGCCAAAAUCAGUGGUAACUAUGGGCCCUCACUUUUGGCGCACGACGAAGCCAAAAGAAAUGGUUUCGAUCAGGUUCUCUGGUUAUUUGGAUCCGAAGGAUACGUGACCGAAGCCGGUUCAUCGAACUUUUUCGCAAUUUGGAGAACGGAGGGUGGGAAGCUGCAGCUUAUCACUGCUCCUCUGACAGAACAUACGAUUUUGGCAGGUGUGACAAGGAAGAGCGUCCUGGAGUUGACAGAAACAAGACUUGAUCAAGCUGGCGCUUCCAAAGUGGGCAUUGAACCAUUGGAGGCAGUCGAGGCAAACUUCACCAUCUCCGAGCUGGCCAAGGCCUCCGAGCAGGGAAGACUACUCGGUACUUUCGUUGUUGGUACUGCCUGUUUCAUGCAACUGGUGGUCCGCAUUCAGUACAAGGAGCGGGUUAUUGAGAUUCCGACCGACGAUAUUCCGCACAUGGCGGUUUUGCUAAGAUGGAUGUCUGAUAUUCUGCUGGGAAAUAAUAAAUCUGAAUGGAUAGAUGUGAUCAGUGAGGAAUAG